Molecule: messenger RNA, 753 nt
Organism: Magallana angulata
Lineage: Eukaryota; Metazoa; Mollusca; Bivalvia; Ostreida; Ostreidae
Exons: 3
Coding region: 1-753 (250 amino acids)
Source: RefSeq, a predicted model, not a curated record
AUGGCAAAAAGUUCGACCGAAGUUGUCAGGUCCUUUGUUCUGUCAUUAUGGGGGAAAACCUUUGACAAGAUAUCAUGCUUUUCAAACAUACAUACGGUCACCACUCACACAAUUUUCACCUUUUUGUUAAUUUUCUUUAACAUUUCAGAGCUUAAUCUUACAAGUGUUUGGAUAGUUGGUUCUUCAAUCGUAAAGCAUACAGCCUUUGAAGCAAGAUUAAGACCUGCGGGAACAAGCCUUGGUCUGAAAAACAUGGGGAUUGAGUUAUGGUGGCAGGGGUAUGGGGGUUUAAAAUUUGUAGAUGUGGCCAAGAAGUUGAGGUUCCUAGGUACAUUGCAAGAUUCUCCUCAAUUUAUUGUUAUGCAUUGUGGUGGCAAUGAUUUGGGCCAAAUUCCAUUGUCUAAAUUGUUGUACAGCAUCAAGUGUGACAUCAGACUUAUGGCAUCAGUUUUCCCUGACUGUCAGCUUGUCUGGUCCUUCAUUUUGCCGCGAAUAACAUGGAGGUACUCCCAGAGGCCUAGGUGUAUGGAGCAAGCUAGAAAUAGGGUCAAUAGGUUAGCUGCGAAGGAGGUUUUAGCUUGUGGAGGGAGAAUAAUCAGACACCCCCAGUUUAUUGGCAAACCCCAUAACCUCUACAGUUCAGAUGGUGUGCAUUUGUCUAACUUAGAAAACUACCUCUUUCUGAACAAUAUUCAGGGGGCAUUAGAAUAUUUUGUUGGGGACGGGAGUAGCAGACACUUUCCAGUGUCAUAA